UUGGAGCGCCCCCGGCGACACCAACCGGACCACGGGCGGCGCCGCAACUACUGGAGGUCAGCCAAUCGAGCGGCGGUGCGGUGACUCCGGCGAGCACGGGCGCGUCCACUCCGGCGACCUCGGACCUCCCCAAGGUGCCGGCCACCAUUCUCUUCUUCGUCCUUGGCCGCCGGUUAGUGCUUUGGCUUGGGCAAUCAGAGUUCGUGGAAAGCAAAUCAGAGUGGAAUUCCUUCACCAAUCAACAGAGGGUCCGAAUAAUUUCAGUGUUCCAGUCUGGAUUCGGAUUUGCUUCACCCACUCGGAGUCAGGGUGAGGCCUCGGCCGGCGAUCUAUAAGUAUAACCGGGACCCCGGCCUGCCCUCCGUCUGCUCUAACCAAGAUUGCAAUUUUCUUGCCCAACAGAUAGGCUUUGCUCUGCUCUGCUCUGUUCCAAUGGAGACCUGUAGCAUAGUAGCCAGGAUAAUGAGAUUGCAAGACCUAGUAGCUAUGUACCGCCACAAGUUGUGUUCUCUAGUCUUCAGAUCUCUGCCCAGGCUGCUGCUAGGCUUCCCUCCCAGCUCAAUCAGGAAAUUCUUCAGAGACGAACAUGUUCAUGUGGCACUGACAGAGACCAAGAUGGCGGCCACCUUGCCGGAGCUGCCGCAGGACAUCUUGAUGGUUAUCUUUGCCGCUCUCGAGAUCCCCGACCUCGUGUGCGCUGGCUCGGUCUGUUCAUCCUGGCACUCCGCAUACGCCGAGCUACGCAGCCUUGGGAAGUACAAGCAGGGCCAGACGCCUUGCCUGGUUUACACCUCUGAAUCUGAUCCUGAUGAUGUUUUGUCCCUCUACAGCCUUGCCGAGAAGAGGUCCUACAAGUUAACUCUGCCGCAGCCACCUAUCCGCAGCAGGUAUUUGAUUGGGUCCUCACAUGGAUUGCUUGUUACCGUCGACGAGAGGUCUGAGAUGCACCUUCUGAAUCCAAUCACCUGUGAACAGAUUGCUCUCCCUUCAGUGUCCACCAUUGAGCAUCUGAAGCCCAUAUUUGACGAGCAUGGUGAUGUCUGCAAGUAUGAGAUGUCAGGGCACAGUGGAUCGUACAGCAGUUAUAAUCCGCCAUUCAUCUUUGCUCUUGCCGAGCUGAGGGAUAGACUCCAGUGGAAGGCGUUUGUAUUUCCUGAUACAUCCACAGGAAGCUACAUUGUGGUGCUCAUCCACAACCCACAAGCUCAGCUCUCAUUUGCAAAGGCAGGUGAUGAUAAGUGGACCUGGCUACCGCCUCAUUAUCUUCAUGAGGACUGCAUGUACAAGGAUGGCAUAUUGUAUGCAGUGAAUACAAAAGGAGAAAUCCACGCUUUCGAUCUUAGUGGCCCUGUGGUCACUGUAAAGACAAUCAUAACGGCACCUAAGCAUUAUGAUUGUGAUAGCAGGUAUAUCGUUCAAGCUCCAUGGGGCAGUCUGCUACUUGCGUUCAGAAUAGUUCAUGACCAUGAUUUAGAAUAUGAGUACUGGAAGACUACAGAAACUAAAAUAUGCGAGAUUGAUGCUCUGUGGAAUAAUAUUGAGCUAACCAAUUGCUUGCGUGACCAUGUGUUAUUUCUUGGUCAUAACCUAUCGCUAUGCCUCAGUGCUGAUGAAUAUCCUGCUCUCAAGGCAAAUUGUUCCUAUUUCACGGACGAUAAUUAUCUGUGGACAGUGGGAUAUAAGAAUAAUCAUCGUGAUGUGGGAAUUCUUAAGUUGAAUGAUAAGAGCAGGGAAGAACUUGUGUCUCCUCAGCUUUGGUCCAACUGUCCGGCUCCAAUGUGGAUUACUCCUGAUCUUAGAAAGAUCAACGCGAUGGGCUCAAUGAGCCAACAACUCUGAAGUGAACUGCUACAGUCUCAAUUAACAUACGUGCAGUGCAGCAAGGCGGCACUACUAGAGUCGAGAGAGAGAGGUCUUGUCUGUGCUGCAAAAAUGGCCGGUCCCAAGGAGUGCUCAACAUCAACAUCCUUUUCUGCUCAGUCUUUUGAUGACGCUGCUGGUGUGGUAAUCAGAGAUAAUAUAUGCAGGUGUUUUCAGAAAAUCAUGGAGAAGGCGGAAUCAUCUUGUAGUUACAACAAUAAUUUGUAAUAGUUUUUGUGGUAACAGUUUUUUUGUUUCAAAUAAUUUGUAAUAGUCUGCUCAAAUACUAUACAUAUUUUCUUCAUAUAAUAUAUGCUAGUUCGCUGCUGUUACAGCAAUAUAACAGUG
Triticum dicoccoides is the source of this 2208-nucleotide messenger RNA. Its product is annotated as putative F-box protein At4g22180. Lineage: Eukaryota; Viridiplantae; Streptophyta; Magnoliopsida; Poales; Poaceae. Gene Ontology annotation, molecular function: protein binding. The transcript has a single exon. The coding region runs from base 433 to 1839 and encodes 468 amino acids. The record is from RefSeq and is a predicted model, not a curated record.